Molecule: messenger RNA, 2236 nt
Organism: Colossoma macropomum (tambaqui)
Lineage: Eukaryota; Metazoa; Chordata; Actinopteri; Characiformes; Serrasalmidae
Product: cytochrome P450 2J2-like
Exons: 9
Coding region: 83-1570 (495 amino acids)
Biological process (GO): xenobiotic metabolic process
Cellular component (GO): intracellular membrane-bounded organelle; cytoplasm
Molecular function (GO): oxidoreductase activity, acting on paired donors, with incorporation or reduction of molecular oxygen, reduced flavin or flavoprotein as one donor, and incorporation of one atom of oxygen; iron ion binding; heme binding
Source: RefSeq, a predicted model, not a curated record
AGAUUCAGAGUGGAUUACGUAAUCCCACACCUCGCCUCACCUCAGGCACAGACAUUAAUAAAAGAGCUUGCAUUUUUACUUGAUGCCAGCCAUGAUCGUCCACUACUUAUUUGAUUACAUUAAUUUCACAAGCUGCCUAGUAAUUAUUUUCCUUUUUCUGUUGCUCAUUGAUGUCAUCAGGAAUAAAAAUCCACCCCGUUUUCCCCCAGGACCUCGUCCUUUGCCCUUUGUGGGAAAUGUCUUCACUGGGCUGGACUUCAGAACCAUAAACAAGCUCGCUGAGGAGUAUGGGGAGAUUUUCAGCCUGAGAUGGGGCAGUGACAAAGUAGUGUUCAUCUCUGGAUACAAAAUGGUGAAGGAGGCCCUCAUCACUCAGCUGGACAGCUUUGCUGACCGUCCUGCUGUUCCCAUGUUUGAGAAAAUCUUUCAGGGACUUGGUCUAAUUGCGAGUAAUGGGCACAUGUGGAAGAUGCAGAGAAAGUUUGCCAGCUCAUACCUGCGCUACUCCAGUGACAGGCAGAAGCCCUUUGAGCUCAGCAUCCAGCAGGAAAGUAUCUUUCUGUGCGAUGCUUUCAAAGAUGAACGAGGGCCGUUUGAUCCCCAGUUACUCCUGAGCAAUGCUGUCGCAAACAUCAUCUCCUCUGUAGUUUUUGGGCAUCGCUUUGACUACCAUGAUGGACACUUCCAAAAUAUUCUGCGCUUGGACACUGAAGCCAUUGCCUUGUCAGGCACCACCCAGACUCGGUUGUAUGACGUCUUACCUUGUCUCUUUGAUCACAUCCCUGGCCCUCACCAAAAAAUGUUUGCCAACUAUAAGAUCAUCUUAGCCUUCUUAAAUGAUGAAAUCAAAAAGCACAAGGAGAGCUUGGACCCCUCAGACCCACGGGACUACAUAGACGCUUACCUAGUGGAAAUAGAGAAGAGAAAGAGUGACCCUGAAGCUGGCUUUAACAUGACGACAUUACUACUGGCUACACUGGACAUGUUUGAGGCAGGGACUGAAACCACAGCUACAACAAUUCAGUGGGGUCUGCUCUUCAUGAUGAAAUACCCAGAGAUACAGAAAAAGGUGCAGGCAGAGAUAGACAGAGUGAUUGGACAGUCACGUCAACCUGUCUUGGCUGACAGACCCAACAUGCCGUACACUGAUGCAGUCAUUCAUGAGACCCAGAGGAUGGGCAAUGUUGUACCUCUGGGUGCCCCUAAAAGCCCCAGUAAAGAUACAACACUUGGAGGAUACUUCAUACCAAAGGGCACUGUAGUGACGACAAACCUGUCAUCUGUGCUUUAUGAUAAAAAUGAGUGGGAAACACCAGACACCUUUAACCCAGGACACUUUCUUGAUGAACAAGGCCAAUUCCGCAAGAGAGACGCCUUUCUGCCCUUUUCAGCAGGUAAGAGGGUGUGUCUCGGGGAGCAGUUGGCUCGUAUGGAGCUCUUCUUGUUCCUCACCUCUCUGCUACAACGCUUCACAUUCUCCCCUGGCCCGGGAGAGGAGCUGAGCCUGGAGGGCCAGCUGGGUUUCACUUAUGCCCCCAGCCCCUAUCGAAUGUGUGUGACCCCACGCUGAGCUCCAAACUCCAAAGUCUGGAGGAGGAUUAGGUUGUACCUGUUUGGAAAAUUAGAGGAGAGAAGAGUUAAACCAAACCAUAGUGAAAUGCCAAUUAAAUAAGAAUGAAGAAUGUAAAUUUGGUAACAUUUCUACAGCAGAAACCACAAAGACAAACUGACUUUGAUUUUUUUAUAUAAAUAUGUAUGACUUUUGUCAUGAUCACAUUCUCACAAGCAUUAAAAGCUAUUUCCAAUGUUCUCUAGUUAGAAUAAUAAUAGUUUUAUAGCAUCAUAAUGGAUGAUUUUUAUUUAUUAUUUCUGAGGUCACACUGGCCAGUUUGUUCCGCAGUGAUGCCUCCCGGCCUCAUUGGCCAUUUUGUUCUACACAAUAUAUACUCUAUGUAGGGUGAAUUGUCCUAAUGUGGGACACCUAAGCUUUAUUUGGUGUAGGUCUUCCUCAAACAAGUGGAAGUCAAUAAAACUAUGGGUUAACACAAGUUGUGAUGUCAUGUGACCAAACUCACAUCACAUCGUAAUUGUCCAAUCAAAGAUUGAAGAGGAGCAGUCAACAUACAGGAAACACUCCAUUUGAAGACCAACCAAAAGUCAGUGACGUAGUGUCUAGGCAACAUAAAUGUUAAGGGUGUAAAUUUCCUAUAAAUAAAACAAUCCUACUAGUUUUUUA